Dichotomopilus funicola is the source of this 2691-nucleotide messenger RNA. Its product is annotated as vegetative incompatibility protein HET-E-1. The record is from RefSeq and is a predicted model, not a curated record. Lineage: Eukaryota; Fungi; Ascomycota; Sordariomycetes; Sordariales; Chaetomiaceae. Bases 1 to 2691 code for a protein of 896 amino acids. Gene Ontology annotation, molecular function: protein binding. The transcript has 5 exons.
AUGGAGGGAAUCCUAUCACUGCUGAACAAGCGCAAGACUCCGCACAGUCCCUUCCAAGAAACAAGUCGCCCUUCAACUCCACCCAAUCCUCAAGCACAUACCAACACAGACACCGGUCCGUCCGAAAACACACCGAUUCCCUCCUUCCCGGAUGGAGUGAAGGUUCUGCACGACUGCGCCGACGCAAUCGUCGACAUCUGCUUUGUCCAUGGUCUGACAGGGGACCGGGAGAGUACAUGGACCGCCGAGGGGCAGUCCACACCCUGGCCAAAGACCCUUCUCCCGCCAAAGCUCGAAAAAGCUCGCAUACUUACAUACGGUUACGACGCAUACAUAGUUCGAAAAGGAGUUGCGUCGUCGAAUCGGCUGAUCGACCAUGCUACGAACCUUCUGAACGACUUGACGACUGACAGGGCCUGCUGCAAUGCGCCAUCUCGCCCCAUCAUAUUCGUCGUCCAUAGCCUGGGCGGCCUUGUCUGCAAACAGGCCAUUCUCCUCUCACGGAACAACCCAGAGAUCCACCUUCGGGGCAUAUUCGAUUGCACCAUAGGCAUCGUAUUUAUGGGCACCCCCCACAGAGGAGCCUGGAUGGCUGACUGGGCUAAGAUUCCGGCUUCGGCCCUUGGUCUGGUAAAAUCUGUUAACAGGUCGCUGCUGGAGAUCUUGCAGACAAAUAACCAGGCUCUCGAGCUCAUUCAAGUCAACUUCUGGUCAAUGAUACGGGAACGGCAAAAAGCCAAUCAACCUCCGGAUGUUACAUGUUUCUUUGAGGAACUACCUUUACCAGGGGUUGGGAAAGUCGUGUCUAAGGAAUCCGCCACCAUUGAGGGCUACAAUCCCGUUACCAUUCACGCCAAUCACAGGGACAUGGUCAAGUUUGCCUCUGCAGAGGAGAAUGGGUUCAAAAGGGUGCUGGGAGAGCUAGUCCGAUGGGUAUCGCAAUUCGACCAAGUACUAUCCGAAACCGCACAAGAUUGCCUCAAGUCGCUAGCCUUUCCACAAAUGCAGAACCGCUCCCAUGACAUCAGCAGUGCCGUCGAGGGUACAUGCGAAUGGCUGCUUCAACACGAGACGUACCAGAGCUGGGCCGCUUGCGACCGAGGCCUGCUCUGGAUUAAGGGAAAGCCCGGCUCUGGAAAAUCGACACUGCUAAAACACGCUCUUUAUAAGCAUAAGACUAGAGACGACGCCCUUAUUCUCUCGUUCUUCUUCCACGGUCGCGGUGAUGAGCUCCAAAAGACGCCUCUUGGCCUCUGGCGGUCUCUCCUUCAUCAAAUCCUUCGAAAAGCCCCCGGCGCACUGCAGGAUCUCAUCGACGAGUUUGGAACAAAGCGCAAACAGAUCGGCGAGCCGGGUGAAAAGUGGAACUGGCAUGAAGAGGAAUUGUGGUCCUUCUUUAAGUCGUCUCUUUCGAAAAUCCUCAUAACUCGUCCAGUCUGGGUGUUUAUCGACGCCUUAGAUGAAUGUGGCAAGAAAAAUGCAGUCAAACUUGUCCAAAUCUUCAAGUCUUUGCUACAGAGUCUUCUAUCCCAAUCAACAAACCUCAGACAGUGUUGUAUCUGCUUCUCUUGUCGCAACUACCCAAUCCUGGAUCGGGAUACAAGCAUGUUCGAAAUACGUACCGAGGAUGAAAACCAAAGGGAUAUUUCGACGUUUGUGGAUGGCCAGCUUGCCGCGUUCUGUUCGCCAACAUUAUCUAGGAUUCCGGCCCUGAUUACGGAACGUGCCUCUGGCAUUUUUAUGUGGGCACGUCUCGUUGUGGAGCAAGUUCUGGACCUUGAGCGUGAGGGAGCCGGAGUAAAGACGAUCGAAAGGGCAAUCCAUUCUAUCCCUCCCGACCUCGAUGAACUCUACCGACAACUUAUUCAGAUUAUGGAACCGGCGUCCCAAAAAUUGAUUCAAUGGAUUUGCUUUGCCACGCGGCCCUUGUCAAUAGACGAGUUGCGAUGGGCUAUGGUUGUCGAGGCCGAUUGUCCACACCGGUCACUAGAAGCAUGCCGGAGCGCAGAAGAUUACAUACCCGACAUUAAUCGGAUGAAAAGGCAAGUUCAGACGCUCAGCCGCGGUCUUGCCGAAGUCAGCCAUACGCAGGUUGUCCAGUUCAUCCACCAGUCUGUCAAGGACUUCUUCGUCGAGAAAGGCCUCUCAGCUUUGGACGGCAACGUAACGUCGACCGAGGCGGCGAUCAGGGCACACUUUCGGUUCUCCAAGAUUUGCAUACGCUACUUAGCGAUGGAAGAGAUCGGUUGCUCAACAAGCUACGAUGACUUUGCCUUCCUGCAUUACGCUACGACCUCAUGGGUCGCGCAUGCACAGCAUACAGACCAAAUUUCUACGGUUAUUGACGUUAUGGAUGAUCAUGGCCAGACGCCGCUGUCGUGGGCUGCCCGGAACGGCUGUGAGGCUGUUGGCCACGAGGCUGUUGUACGAAUACUACUCGCUGCCGGCGCCGCUGUCGACAUGAAAGAUCGUUACAACGGCCAGACGCCGCUAUCUAGGGCUGCCCAGGAGGGCCGUGAGGCUUUUGUACAAAUACUACUCGAUGCCGGCGCCGCCGUCGACACGAAAGAUGGGCACGGCCAGACGCCGCUAUCGAGGGCUGCCGAGGAGGAUGGCUACGGCUGGACGCCGCUAUCGAGGGCUGCCCGGAAUAACCACGGGGCCAUUGUACGAUUACUGCAAUGUCAAUGA